AUGAGCUCCGAUAAUGAUAUGGCGAUGCUACUGAUACUCAAAAACAAGGAAAACCGCGCUCCCUUUGGAAUUGUUGACCCUGUGUCCCUCGACAAAAUUGACAAACUUUUCGCUUGUGGCGUUGGCGAACUCAUUGACCUCCCGCAACUUGUUGUUGUCGGCGACCAGUCUAGCGGCAAGAGCUCCGUCCUUGAGGGUCUAACAGAGCUACCUUUCCCCAGAGAUAGUGGCCUCUGCACGCGAUUUGCCACCCAGAUCACUUUCCGCCGAUCACCGGACACAAAAGUCACGGCCUCGAUCAUUCCAGGCAGGGAUGCCACAGAAGGCCACCGAGAGCGGGUUAGGAAUGUCAUGGGCAUCGGCAGUGUGGAGCAUGAAUCUAAGAACACUUUUUCAGAGGACAUUCGAUUGGAAGUCUCUGGCCCGGAUCAAGAGCACUUUAGCGUCACUGAUAUUCCGGGUAUCUUCAGAAAGACAACUCCCGGUGUUACUACUAAGGCGGAUCGAACUAUGGUCGAUCGCAUGGUUCGUGAAUACAUGGAAAACCCCAGGUCGGUGAUGUUAACCAUCAUUCCCCCAAACGUCGACAUCGCCACGCAAGAUAUACUGGAAUGGGCGGAAGAGGUGGAUCCAGAUGGACUUCGCACAUUGGGCGUAUUGACGAAGCCUGACUUGGUAGACGAAGGCGCGGAGUCAGCCGUCAUUGAUUUACUCGACGGAAGGAGUCAUCAGUUACGAUUUGGGUGGCAUGUCCUGAAAAAUCCUAGCCAGGCGCAACUUGUAGAUCAAAGACACAGCCGCCACGAACUUGAGAACGAGUUUUUCACCAGCAAGGCUCCCUGGAACCGGGUAAGCCGUGACAAGGCAGGGGUUCACUCCCUGCGCACGCGUUUGCAGGAGAUUAUGGCGGAUCACAUACGUCGCGAGUUUCCAAAGGUCAAAUUGGAAAUCAAUCGAAAGCUGAAGGCCGCCAGCAAAAGCGUUGAGAAAUUGGGCGCCAAACGCCAAUCAUUCGCGGAACAGAGUCAGUUUAUGACAAAGCUUGCUCUUGAGUUUCAGCGCAAUGUCACGCUAGCCAUACGUUCCGAAUACAGCUAUAGCGACAUUUUUGAUAAGAUCCCGAGUCUUCGACUUGCAACCGCGGCCAUUGGUCGUGCUGAUAAAGUCGCUAACCUGAUGGCUACGGAAAGGCAUGUUUUUCAUUUCCAUUCUGGAAACCAAGCUGAAGUGCCCGCACCUCCCGCACCAGAAGAGAGGGAUGGUGAUGCGGCCGACCCCGAAAAGCUAAAACCCUUACUUCGCACGGCUUUUGACGUAUUGAACGAAAUUACGCCGGACGAGCGCACCCGCGCCGGCCUCGAGUCUAUGCUUAUAGAUCAGCUAAGAAAUAAAUACGCAGCCGCUAUCUCUCAGACUGAAUUUUUACUUCAGGUCGAACUGGAAAGCAAUCCAGCCACGCAUAAUCACUAUUUCAAUGACAUAUUGGGAAAAUGUCGUCAAGAGCGGCUUCGCACCCAACUGGUUAAGAAAGCGAUCCCCAACACCGGAUUCGAAAAGGUGGUACCUUGGGAAGGCAUCAUUCAUAACUACCCACCCAGUAACGCCGAUCAUGGAGCGGUGGAGAUUCACGACAUUUUAAGAUCAUAUUACACGGUUGCACGAAAACGAUUCGUGGACUGCGUACGCAUGCAAGUGGCAGAUUUCCUCUUGAUCACAGGCCCUAACACGCCACUCAGUAUUUUCUCUCCUGCGUUUGUGGCCAGUAUGACCCCCGAACAACUAGAGGAAAUUGCAGGGGAGGAUGCCGGGUUGAAACGCCGACGUGCCCAGUUGGAGAAGGAAAUCAAGCAGCUCAUGGAUGGGAAACGGAUUUUGACCUGA
Uncinocarpus reesii 1704 is the source of this 1881-nucleotide messenger RNA. RefSeq lists its product as uncharacterized. The transcript has 6 exons. Bases 1 to 1881 code for a protein of 626 amino acids. Lineage: Eukaryota; Fungi; Ascomycota; Eurotiomycetes; Onygenales; Onygenaceae. Gene Ontology annotation, cellular component: cytoplasm; microtubule; membrane. The record is from RefSeq and is a predicted model, not a curated record. Gene Ontology annotation, molecular function: GTP binding; GTPase activity; microtubule binding.